AUGGAUCAAUCUCACUGGAUGAACCCCAAUUAUAUACCCAUCUUACCAGCUGAUCAAGCUGGAUAUGACACCAUACCGAGCACCGAGAUUGGAGCCGAAAACAACAUCGAUCCAUCAUAUUGCAACUCACUGCGUGGUCCUCCCGAGAAUGUUGACCAAAGUAGCACUGGAACACGCAGCUUGAACAACCUUGAUGACCCAUUAAUCUAUUUACCUCGAAAUACAAUGGAAGAGUACAACGCCUCGACAUGGUUUAACCCGAGCCUUUGGACGAACAUGUAUACUAGCGACACGUCAAAGUCGCUCUUCAACAGUGCUUAUGAUGAAUCAACCAUCCCCAACCGGCUCGCACUGCCAUACAACGCAUAUGAGACAAACAACCCCUCAAACGGGUGUUACUACAAAUUGCACGGGCAAACAUCAAACCAACCCGUCUCAACACACUACACUCCCGAUCCAUGCCACAAUACCUCAAGCACACCCUACAACAUCCCACCUCUUUACACUAAUCUACAUCGCUUGGUGACGGAAUUCUACUUACCAGAUGACAGCGCCAAAAUAGAAGACAGUCCCCCUUCACCCGUUCCCAACGAAGCAGCAACAACAACAAUCGGCUCCGUCCUGUCCAACGGCAAAUUCACAUGCAACAACUCCAAAUGCAGCGACCUUAGUUUCGCGCGCCAGGCCGAACUGCGCCGCCACCACGCCACGCUCCACGCUCCGCACAAGCCGGAGUUCUGGUGCCAGGUGCCGGCCUGCCCACGUAGCAUGGAAGCUGGGAACCGUCCAUUCCAUCGAAAGGACAAGCUGGCGGCGCAUACUCGGAGCAUGCAUUCAGGUGCGUGA
Molecule: messenger RNA, 846 nt
Organism: Ascochyta rabiei
Lineage: Eukaryota; Fungi; Ascomycota; Dothideomycetes; Pleosporales; Didymellaceae
Exons: 4
Coding region: 1-846 (281 amino acids)
Source: RefSeq, a predicted model, not a curated record